Messenger RNA from Meloidogyne enterolobii, 672 nucleotides. The record is from the annotation of a GenBank genome assembly. Lineage: Eukaryota; Metazoa; Nematoda; Chromadorea; Rhabditida; Meloidogynidae.
AUGGAUGGUGAGGAAUUUAAAAAGAAAAGGGAAAAAUCAGUUACGGAAGAAGUAGUAUAUGAACUUAAUAAAGAAUUGAACGAAAAAUUAAAAGAAAUAAAAAAAGACCAUGAUAGAAUAUUUGAAGAAAAAAGAAAUAAGGUCGGUAAAUUAGUGAAAAAAGAAUUAAUUGAAAACGAAAACAAUAAAGAACUGAAAGAAAAAUUAGACAAUAAAAGAAACGAAUAUAAUAAAGUGUUGGAAGAAAAGAUAAAAGUCGAAAAUGAUAAAAUUUUGAAAGAAAGCAUAGAAGAUGGGCGUAAAAUAGUUUCGGGAAAAUAUAAUGAUUUUAUUGUUGAAUUAAAAGAAAUGUGGUCUAGAGCUAUUUUUUAUCAAGUAUUUAAUGAAGUAUAUAAAAAAGAGGAGAAAAAGGAUGUGAAAAUUAAAUUUAAUAAUGAAAAGGAAAAAGGAGAAGCUAGCUCUAACAAAGCAACAAUUCAAGCUAAACAAUACGAACAUCUUCCUCAUUCUGACGAAAACGGUGUAAUUAGAAAAACAUUUUUGCUUAAAAUUUAUGGAAAAGAAAAUGCAGUAAAAUUGGUUAAAGGAAAAAAAGAUUCAGCAAUUUUUGUGAAUAUAUACGAUGAAGAUACACUUGAAACAAAUGAUGGCAAGUUAUAUAAAUCUCACUGA